GUAUAUAACAGAGUGCCUAUCCAACAGUCUUGUUCAUUCCAUUUUUGCCAUCACUCGUCACUCCUACAUCUAGACAGUCCCAAGCCUGACAGUCAUCAUGGUCAACUUCAUCAACCAAUUCGUGUCGCUCCUGGCUCUGACCGUGCUCUCCACGGCUUUGCCCACCGAGGAAAACAUGCUGCAGACUCGGGAUGUGACUUGUCGAGACGAUCUGCCAAGUAGCUCCUUUUCUCUCCAGACCAGUGAAGCUGUCGAAUGCAUCAACUACCUCAGUUCUCUUGGAUCACAGGCCUGUGUCGCCACUGUCUCGGGACAAUCGUUCUGCAGACGUGGUCAAACUCAAAUCACUGGACUUAGCAGGAUCCCCGGAAAGAACGCGCAGUCUACAUGGUAAGAUAGUCCCGAGGCCAAUUGCCAUAUUAUAACAACGUGGCUGACAAACAUACAGCCAAGAGGUUGCCCGCGGGGCUGGCCUGAUUUUGGACCGCUGCUCCAGGGGAGACGGCACGGUCAGGGGAGCGAACGAGGCCUGGGGCAAUGGCAACCUGCUUGUCGACAUCCGCAGAGUCGUAUAAUAAAAUCAAAGGCACCGUUGUUGCAUCAUGGUAGCCUUACGUGGCCGAAGCCAAAAAUCAACACAGAAUAGCAUAGAUGCUAGGCUGAAAGAAUCCUGGCUUAGUAAUUAAUGUAAUGCGUCUACUCGAUUAUACCCUCUACUUCGUUCGCAAGACAUAAAUUGUGCGGCUGAAUAACGAUGGGCUGAAUCAUGCCAUCCGAGACAAGGUUGUGAAGAUUGAAGUCGAGGGCUAUGUUGGAC
Truncatella angustata is the source of this 817-nucleotide messenger RNA. RefSeq lists its product as uncharacterized. The record is from RefSeq and is a predicted model, not a curated record. NCBI's taxonomy places the organism in Eukaryota, Fungi, Ascomycota, Sordariomycetes, Amphisphaeriales, Sporocadaceae. The coding region runs from base 98 to 394 and encodes 98 amino acids. The transcript has 2 exons.